CACGUUCCGCGUUUCCUCCUCUGCCCCCGGAUAAAAACCCGGCGGGACCGGACGGGACCAGACGCGCCCGCGGCCGCGUCGCAGCUCGCCCGCCGCCGCCCCUCCCCCGCUCCCACCAUGAAGAUCCUCGGGCUGAUGCUCCUGGCGCUGGUACCCGCAGCCUCCCGCUCCGUGCUGUGGGUGAUCGAGGGGACAUCAUGCGAGCUGCCCUGGCAAGCCGCCCUCUUCCAAGGGGACAAGUUCAUCUGCGGUGGGACACUGGUGGCCCGCAACUGGGUGCUGACAGCCGCCCACUGCCACAUCCCGGGCGUCCUGAGUGUGCGGCUGGGCGGGCAGCGCCGGGCGGACGGGGGCGCCACGGAGCAGUGGCGGCGCUCGGCCAAGGUGGUCACCUACCCACGCUACAACACGGCCACCAAGGACGGCGACCUGAUGCUGGUCAAGCUCCUCCUGCCCGUCCGUGUCACCAAGCGCGUGGAGCCGUUGCCGUUGGCCACCGAGUGCCCCGCGCCCGGCAGCGUGUGCCAGAUCUCGGGCUGGGGAUCCACCACCAGCCCCGAAGUCAACUUCCCCGAGGACCUUCACUGCGCCAAGGUCACCGUGGUCCCCGAGGAGCAGUGCCGGCGCAUCUACCCCGGCUCCAUCACACCCAACAUGGUGUGCGCCGGUGAGUCCCGCAACCGCGCCGACUCCUGCCAGGGGGACUCCGGGGGACCCCUCAUGUGCGACGGGCGGCUCCAGGGCAUCGUGUCCUGGGGUCCGGGAGUUUGCGGGGACCCCAAGAAACCCGGCGUCUACGUCAACCUCUGCAAGUACACCCAGUGGAUCCAGGACACCAUGAGACGGAACUGACGCCCCUGUCCCCACCCCUAUGGCCGUGGGACAGGACCCCCAGCUCCUCCCCUUCCUCCUCCUCCUCCUCAACCCCCAUGAAGGUCCCCAGAGCCGGCCGGUCCGAGCGCUGGGGCGGGGAUGGGACUUGGCCAUGGGGCCCCGUUGAGAUGUUGGUGAAUAAAAGGUGGCUUUUCA
Messenger RNA from Columba livia (rock pigeon), 1029 nucleotides. RefSeq names its product kallikrein-14. The transcript is spliced from 6 exons. Gene Ontology annotation, biological process: proteolysis. The record is from RefSeq and is a predicted model, not a curated record. NCBI's taxonomy places the organism in Eukaryota, Metazoa, Chordata, Aves, Columbiformes, Columbidae. The coding region runs from base 118 to 852 and encodes 244 amino acids. Gene Ontology annotation, molecular function: serine-type endopeptidase activity.